UGGGUUCAGUUUCGAACGAACUCUUGGCCGCUGCGGACGUGUGUUGGAGCCCUCAUCUCGAAGGCGGAUUCGAUUCGUGUGUGUGAUGUGCGGUGUGCUGUGCAAUAUUUUGGAAACCAUGGGAUCUCAGCUGAGUGAAAAUUAAAGUGCGAACCAAAUGCUAAAUCGAACCACUGUGAUGAUAAUCGAUAUAAUGGAUAAUUAGGCCCAUGCCCUCAAAGUCAAUCCAAAUCCCAAGUUGUUAGUUUACUUAAUUAAUUUAACAAUACAAACGCGUCGUAAUCGACCGAUUUUCGUGCAACACAAUAGCGAACAAACGAAUAUACAACAAAUAUAAAGAAAUUGCUUGCAAUCAAUAUGAGUGUUCCAAGUGCGCCCCGUCAGAGGGCAGCAAGCAAAAAUCGAGAUACAUGUCCCAGCCAAAAACCCAAGCUCCGGCAUCAUUUGCCCGGGGCAGCUUACGGAGGAGCCCUGCUGUUGCUGCUGAUUAGUCUCGGUCUGGAUCUGGGAUCCGUCCAUUGUUAUGAGAAAAUGUAUAGUCAGACUGAGAAACAGCGGUACGAUGGCUGGUACAAUAACCUAGCACAUCCAGACUGGGGAUCCGUGGAUAGCCACCUGGUGCGAAAGGCACCGCCCUCCUACUCGGAUGGAGUCUACGCGAUGGCCGGUGCCAACCGACCCUCGACCCGCAGGCUCAGUCGACUGUUUAUGCGCGGAAAGGACGGACUGGGUUCGAAGUUCAACCGGACGGCACUGCUGGCCUUCUUUGGCCAAUUGGUGGCCAAUGAGAUUGUAAUGGCCUCGGAGUCUGGGUGUCCCAUCGAGAUGCAUCGCAUCGAGAUCGAGAAGUGCGAUGAGAUGUACGACCGAGAGUGCCGCGGCGACAAGUACAUACCCUUCCAUCGAGCAGCCUACGAUCGGGACACUGGACAGAGCCCGAAUGCCCCGAGGGAACAGAUAAAUCAAAUGACUGCUUGGAUUGAUGGCAGUUUCAUUUACAGCACCUCCGAGGCCUGGCUCAAUGCCAUGCGCUCCUUCCACAACGGCACUUUGCUCACCCAGAAGGACGGAAAGCUUCCGGUGCGAAACACCAUGCGUGUUCCGCUCUUUAACAAUCCGGUUCCGAGUGUCAUGAAGAUGCUCAGUCCGGAACGACUCUUUCUUCUUGGGGACCCUCGUACCAACCAGAAUCCUGCGAUCCUCUCCUUUGCCAUCCUUUUCCUUCGCUGGCACAAUACCCUGGCUCAGCGGAUCAAGCGGUUGCAUCCAGAUUGGAGCGAUGAGGAUAUUUAUCAGCGGGCGCGUCACACGGUGAUUGCCAGUCUGCAGAAUGUGAUAGUCUACGAGUAUUUGCCCGCUUUUCUGGGUACCUCUUUGCCUCCUUACGAUGGCUAUAAGCAGGACAUACAUCCUGGCAUUGGGCACAUCUUUCAGGCGGCUGCCUUUCGAUUUGGCCACACGAUGAUUCCACCGGGAAUUUACAGGCGAGAUGGUCAAUGUAACUUCAAGGAAACUCCCAUGGGUUACCCGGCCGUCAGACUUUGCUCUACUUGGUGGGAUUCAAGCGGAUUUUUCACAGACACCAGUGUGGAGGAGGUACUGAUGGGCCUGGCCUCGCAAAUAUCUGAACGUGAGGAUCCCGUUCUCUGCUCAGAUGUGCGGGACAAGCUCUUCGGACCCAUGGAAUUUACACGUCGUGAUCUCGGAGCUCUCAAUAUUAUGCGGGGUCGGGACAACGGUUUGCCGGAUUAUAAUACUGCGAGGGAAUCGUACGGACUGAAAAGGCACAAGACCUGGACGGACAUCAAUCCCCCAUUAUUCGAAACGCAACCAGAACUCUUGGACAUGCUCAAGGAGGCAUAUGAUAACCAGUUGGAUGAUGUGGAUGUGUAUGUCGGCGGUAUGCUGGAGUCCUACGGGCAACCGGGCGAGUUCUUCACGGCUGUGAUCAAGGAGCAGUUCCAGAGACUGCGGGACGCCGAUCGCUUCUGGUUUGAGAAUGAACGAAACGGCAUAUUCACGCCUGAAGAGAUAGCAGAGCUUAGGAAAAUUACGCUGUGGGACAUCAUAGUGAAUAGCACGGAUGUUAACGAGGACGAAAUCCAAAAGGAUGUGUUCAUGUGGCGCACUGGAGAUCCUUGUCCGCAGCCAAUGCAGCUUAAUGCCACCGAACUUGAGCCCUGCACCUAUUUGGAGGGCUACGACUACUUCUCUGGCUCGGAAUUGAUGUUCAUAUACGUGUGUGUCUUCCUUGGUUUUGUCCCCAUUCUUUGUGCCGGUGCUGGUUACUGUGUGGUCAAGCUGCAGAACAGCAAGCGCCGUCGUCUGAAGAUUCGUCAGGAGGCACUGAGAGCGCCACAGCACAAAGGAUCCGUGGAUAAGAUGCUGGCCAGGGAAUGGCUGCACGCCAACCACAAGCGACUGGUUACGGUCAAAUUUGGUCCGGAGGCCGCUAUUUACACAGUGGACAGAAAGGGCGAAAAACUGCGCACCUUCAGCCUGAAGCACAUUGACGUGGUCAGCGUGGAGGAGUCGGCCACGAAUCACAAAAAGAAGCCGUAUAUCCUGCUGCGUGUGCCCAGCGAUCAUGAUCUAGUUCUGGAGCUGGAAUCUUACGGGGCGCGCAGGAAGUUCGUGAAAAAGCUGGAAGAUUUUCUUCUGCUACAUAAGAAGGAGAUGACCCUAAUGGAGGUUAACAGGGACAUCAUGCUGGCCCGAGCAGAGACGCGAGAGCGGCGCCAGAAGCGGUUGGAGUACUUCUUCCGGGAAGCCUACGCCCUGACCUUCGGCUUGAGACCAGGCGAGCGGAGAAGGCGGUCGGAUGCCUCCAGUGACGGCGAGGUAAUGACAGUGAUGCGGACAAGUCUGUCCAAGGCUGAAUUUGCCGCCGCCCUGGGCAUGAAACCAAAUGAUAUGUUUGUGCGGAAAAUGUUCAACAUUGUGGACAAGGAUCAGGAUGGACGGAUCAGCUUCCAGGAGUUCCUCGAGACCGUAGUCCUAUUCUCCCGUGGAAAAACAGACGACAAGCUCCGUAUAAUCUUUGAUAUGUGUGAUAAUGAUCGGAAUGGGGUUAUCGACAAGGGAGAACUGAGCGAGAUGAUGCGAUCUCUGGUAGAGAUUGCUAGGACGACGAGUCUGGGAGACGAUCAGGUCACCGAGCUGAUCGAUGGCAUGUUCCAGGAUGUGGGACUCGAGCACAAGAACCACUUGACUUACCAGGACUUUAAGCUGAUGAUGAAGGAGUACAAGGGUGACUUCGUUGCCAUCGGUCUGGACUGCAAGGGAGCCAAGCAGAACUUCCUGGAUACAUCGACGAACGUGGCCCGAAUGACGUCCUUCAAUAUCGAACCGAUGCAGGACAAGCCACGCCACUGGCUGUUGGCCAAGUGGGAUGCCUACAUCACGUUUCUGGAGGAGAACAGGCAGAACAUAUUCUACUUGUUCCUCUUCUAUGUGGUCACCAUUGUCUUGUUUGUGGAGCGCUUCAUCCACUAUUCGUUCAUGGCGGAGCAUACAGAUCUGCGGCACAUCAUGGGUGUGGGCAUCGCCAUUACCAGGGGAUCCGCCGCCUCGCUAUCCUUCUGUUAUUCGCUGCUGUUGCUGACUAUGUCCAGGAAUCUGAUCACCAAGCUGAAGGAGUUUCCCAUCCAGCAGUAUAUUCCGCUGGACUCGCAUAUUCAGUUCCACAAGAUUGCGGCCUGCACAGCUCUCUUCUUUUCGGUACUGCACACGGUGGGUCACAUUGUGAACUUCUACCAUGUGUCCACGCAGUCCCAUGAAAACCUGCGCUGCCUGACCCGCGAAGUGCACUUCGCCUCGGACUACAAGCCGGACAUCACCUUCUGGCUUUUCCAGACGGUCACUGGAACCACAGGCGUCAUGCUCUUCAUUAUAAUGUGCAUAAUCUUUGUGUUUGCCCAUCCUACGAUCCGAAAGAAGGCCUAUAAUUUCUUCUGGAACAUGCACACCCUAUACAUUGGUUUGUAUCUUUUGAGUUUGAUUCAUGGAUUGGCCAGACUGACCGGUCCACCCCGUUUCUGGAUGUUCUUCUUGGGCCCGGGCAUUGUGUAUACGCUGGACAAGAUCGUUUCACUGCGCACCAAGUACAUGGCUCUGGAUGUUAUCGAUACAGAUCUUCUGCCCUCCGACGUGAUCAAGAUUAAGUUCUACCGUCCACCGAAUCUUAAAUACCUUUCCGGCCAGUGGGUAAGGUUGUCCUGCACCGCCUUCCGGCCACAUGAGAUGCACAGCUUUACGCUAACAUCGGCACCGCAUGAGAACUGCCUCAGUUGCCACAUCAAGGCCCAGGGCCCAUGGACAUGGAAGCUGCGCAACUACUUCGAUCCCUGCAACUACAAUCCAGAGGAUCAGCCUAAAAUCCGCAUAGAGGGACCGUUUGGAGGCGGCAACCAGGACUGGUACAAGUUCGAGGUGGCCGUGAUGGUGGGCGGCGGCAUCGGAGUCACUCCUUACGCCUCCAUUCUCAAUGAUCUGGUUUUCGGCACCAGUACCAACCGAUACUCGGGUGUGGCCUGCAAGAAGGUUUACUUCCUGUGGAUCUGCCCAUCCCACAAGCACUUUGAGUGGUUCAUCGAUGUCCUGCGCGACGUAGAGAAGAAGGAUGUGACCAAUGUGCUGGAGAUACACAUAUUCAUCACACAGUUCUUCCACAAGUUCGAUCUGCGAACGACAAUGCUGUACAUCUGUGAGAACCACUUCCAGCGACUCUCAAAGACCUCUAUAUUCACUGGUCUUAAGGCGGUCAACCAUUUCGGUCGCCCGGACAUGUCCAGCUUUUUGAAGUUUGUUCAAAAGAAGCACUCCUAUGUCUCCAAGAUAGGUGUCUUCUCGUGCGGUCCCCGUCCGCUGACCAAGAGCGUGAUGUCUGCCUGUGAUGAAGUUAACAAAACUCGCAAGCUGCCCUAUUUCAUUCACCACUUCGAGAACUUUGGAUAGAUCCGGGAGAGCCACCACACCCACUUUAACUCCUGCCAGCUUACCCUAUCGCCCUCCGUCUCUUAUUCAACGAAAUCUAAUUGUACUUUUAAGGUUCAUUCAUUAGUCUAAGCGAAUUCGGCUGCUCAAACGUACUUAAAUCGAUAUACCUUAAUCGUAGGCUAAUCGUACAAUCAUAAUUUAGUCAAGAUUUGUUUAGUGCAUUAUGGAAAUGUAUCCCAUUGUAACAAAAUCACCGCAACCGCAGCAAGAACAACAAAAAGGCCUCUAUGUAUGUAUAUGUGUAUUUAUUGAAAAUAUGAUUUGUUAUCAGUUUUUGUAAACCGUUCACAUUAUUUAUUAAAAAUUUACAAUUAUCUUUAUACGUAAAA
Molecule: messenger RNA, 5327 nt
Organism: Drosophila eugracilis
Lineage: Eukaryota; Metazoa; Arthropoda; Insecta; Diptera; Drosophilidae
Gene: Duox
Product: dual oxidase
Biological process (GO): response to oxidative stress
Molecular function (GO): peroxidase activity; heme binding; calcium ion binding
Source: RefSeq, a predicted model, not a curated record